Neoarius graeffei (lesser salmon catfish) is the source of this 4425-nucleotide messenger RNA. It is a transcript of the gene chs1, whose product is annotated as chitin synthase 1. Lineage: Eukaryota; Metazoa; Chordata; Actinopteri; Siluriformes; Ariidae. Gene Ontology annotation, cellular component: cell periphery; cell septum. The transcript has 19 exons. The record is from RefSeq and is a predicted model, not a curated record. Gene Ontology annotation, molecular function: chitin synthase activity.
AUGGAGGAACUGAAGAAUAGGGGCCAAAAGAGAGAGGGGAGGCACAGGGACACAUGGGAUCCUUUUCAGUUAAAUCCUGUUGGAGCCGAGAAAGAAAAGAAGCAAACAUGGUUGAUUCUACUGCAGCGCUUCAUGGCAGUAGUUAUAGGGCUCUUGGUCUUGACCAGUGCCGUCAUCAGCAAGGGUUCUCUCCUAACGUUGGUCACACUUUCCAGUUUCCGAUCCCUGAGAACUCCUACAGAUAGGCAAUUCUACAUGCUACUGCUGAUGUGUACCCUGGUAACACCCAACCUGUUGGUUUUCCUCAAGUGUCUGUGGAAAUCUGCCUUCAAAAGCUUUGCUCGACCCACAAUGAAAAUCCUGGGUAUUAUUUCAGUGAUUGAGAUCCUGGUGGCAUUGGGGACCUCCAUCUUGGUUCUGAUUGUGAUGCCUCAGUUUGAUGUGCUCACUAACCUUUUCAUAUCUGGAGGAGUCUGCAUUUGCACUGCCAUCCUUCAUGCAUCCUUUCGUCUUCAGCGUGAACAGUGGAUGAUCAUCUUUCCUAUUUGCUCCAUUUUUCUAGUGUUCACCGGUUAUGGCCUCCUGGUUACUGAUUACUUUGUGCGAAUAAGUUCUUUUGUCUCAGACCAGAAGACAGAUUGUUACUAUUAUGUUGGCCUUGCUAUAUUUGCUUCUCUGCUUGUCUCUCUUAAUUGGUGGGAGAAUUCUCUACAGGCCAGCAAUAAAUUCCAGGAUAUGCUAGCUGAGUUGGAUGGCUUCAGAGAUUCUGUCUUUAUGUUCACUAGUCUCAUGAGGAUUGCUGUCACUGUCGGGGUGUACCUCCUCUAUUAUGGCCUAAUAGUUAAGACCAUCACCUGGAAUGCUUUCACAGAAAUUACAAAACAUACCCUUCAGAUAGGCCUUGGGCUGUUUUUCCUUCAAGCCUUCUGUUCUGCUGCCUGCCACUGGUUUGGGGUUGUGGCCUGCAAGGUCCAUGCUGUGAGGGUGAGCUUUGCCAUGCCAGUCUCAAUGACAGGCCCUGUUACACUAAUUGUAGCCGUAAUACUUUUCCUAACUCAAGCAGACACCUUGAAUGUGGCAUCAGAGACUUCAUACUCCUUUGUAAAGACAGAAAAUUACACACCAAUUGACAACCCUUUUCGGGACUUUUGCCAAGGUCUUGUGAAACUGAAAGACUUGAACGGCACGUCAAUGAUCCUCUUGGAACUCACCAACAGUAUCUGCAGAACAACACUGAAUGCUCAUUAUGCAAUUUGGCCUUUCUCCAUGCUUGUGCUUGAGGGGAUGUGCAUGUGGCUCGGGUUUAUUACAUGCACGUAUUAUGUUUGGAGCAUGAAGGUGCCACGUAUUGAACGGACAGCCCAGCUCUUUGUGCGACGGCUGUAUGAAUCUGCUUUCAUUGAUCAAUCUCUACUACUGAACACCAAAAUGAAAGUGAAGAACCCAGAAAGGUAAUAUGAUUAAAUUGACUUUGAAAUAGAGCACUGUGUCAUAUAUCUCUGUGCAACAAUGUGGCAUGAAACAUAUGAUGAGAUGCUUAAGAUCCUUACCUCAAUGUUCAGACUGGACAGGUAUAGAGGUGAUCCAAAGGAAGAGCACAAGGAUGUCUUUGACUUUGAAUGCCAUAUUUAUGUUGAUGAUGCCUUCAUGAGAGAGAAAGACUCUGAGGAAAAGCUUAUCAAUUCAUAUGUGGAUGAUCUAAUAAAUGUGGUCAUGGAAGUAUACAGAGUAUUCACCAACAAAGAGCCAGAUGAAGUCUCUAUCAUCGAAACUCCUUAUGGUGGCCGGAUUGCAUUUGUGCUACCAGAGGGAAAUAUGCUAUAUGUCCAUCUCAAGGACAAAAAGCUAAUACGAAACAAAAAGAGAUGGUCACAGAUAAUGUACAUGUAUUAUCUCCUGGGUUGGAAAGGUUACAUCGUGAAAAAUCCCCAAAAAAUCACUAGACAGAACAACGUAUGUCGUGCAAGUCUCAUAUCACUGGAUGGAGAGGCUUACCUCUUACCAAACUUUGACAACGAUAGUAAAAGGAAAUACAUAUCUGAUGACAACACGUAUAUCUUGGCUUUGGAUGGAGACACGGAUUUCCACCCCGCUGCUUUGAUUUUACUGGUUGAUCGUCUUCGAAUGUAUGCUAAUGUAGGUGCUGCUUGUGGAAGGAUUCAUCCAACUGGCAUGGGGCCAAUGGUGUGGUAUCAGAAGUUUGAGUAUGCUGUGGGUCACUGGCUACAGAAAACAGCAGAGCAUGUGUUUGGGUGUGUGCUUUGCAGCCCUGGGUGCUUCAGCCUGUUCAGAGGGUCAGCUCUAAUGGAUGACAAUGUGCUGAAGCGAUACACCACCAAGGCGACCAGAGCUUCUGAGUAUGUCCAGUACGACCAAGGUGAGGAUCGCUGGCUUUGCACAUUGCUUCUUCAGCAGGGUUGGAGAGUGGAGUACAAUGCUGCCUCAGAUGCUUACACUAAUUCUCCUCAAGAAUUUAAGGAGUUCUACAAUCAAAGGCGCCGCUGGGGUCCCUCGACUCUUGCAAAUACUUUAGACCUUCUACAUAGUGGAAAAGAAACUGCAAAGAGGAACUCUUCCAUAUCUAUGCUCUACAUCUUCUACCAGAUCUUCACUGUGGCUUCUUCCAUUCUUGGACCUGCUUCUGUCACCUUGAUGGUGGCUGGGGCUUUCCAGUUUGUGUUUCAACUCGAUGGAUCUCUGUCCAUUAUAAUAGCUGUCAUACCACCAGUUGUUUACAUACUAAUUUGUUUCUUCACCAAAGCCAACUUCCAGAUUACCACCGCUGCCAUUCUUAGUGUUCUCUAUGCAUUUCUGAUGACAGCAUCUUUCUUCUCCAUUAUUGGUGACAUGGUGAAGGAAGGCACAUUCAUCACCCCUACUGGGCUAUUUCUGGUGUCUAUGACAGUUUUGUACCUGGUCACAGCAAUACUUCAUCCCCAGGAGAUGGGCAUGAUUAUCUAUGGUCUCAUGUACUUUAUAUGCAUCCCUAGUGGUUAUCUCCUCCUUACUAUCUACUCCUUGGUCAACAUGAACGUAGUCUCAUGGGGCACUCGAGAAUCCAGCAAAGAGAAGGAGGAGAAGAAGCAUGUGGGAGUUUUGUGCAAACGCAACUGCAAACUCUGUUGCUGGGACGUAAAUAUCCAAGUUACCCAAGAAACUGAAAACUUGAUGCUGCAGCAAAUCCAGCAAGCAAUUAAUCCAAAUGGUUCAUCAACCAAAACAGAGACGGAGAUGACUGUGCAGGGUGGUAAUGAAACUUUAAAACACUCUCAAACUGAGAGCCUCCCUAUUGAAAACAACAGAAAUGUUUCACUGAGUAUGAGAGACAUCCAGCAUCUGUCCAGUGACAAGGAACAAGAUACAAAAUCUAUGAACAGUACAAGUGACAUCAGCAUAGAUCAAAGAACAUGUACAUCAUAUGAUGAUGAUGAGGAGGAUGACUUCAAUGCAUACGAUGAUCAGAAAGUGAAAGAAAAGGAAGUUGUCCCUGAGAGCGACUGGGUCAGACCAGUGAAAACAGUAUUCCUGAGGAAGCUUACCUAUGCAAAUCUCAGGAGGAACCUCCAAGAGCAGAUUAAAUACACCCUCAGAAAUAAGGACCAGGACGACCUGUGUGAAGAGCUGGUUAACACACUAAGUGACACUCUCAGUGAUGAGCUAAGGGACAAAGUGGGCCCAGAGGAUAUUUUGUCAGAACCUCAACUGGAAGAACUACAGGAUGCACUUAAUGAGUCAGCAAGGAGGACCUUGAAGACCAAUCGCAUGUAUAUCAACCGCAUGAAGAGGCUGGAGGCAAGAGUCAAGCGAGCUAUUGAGAGAACCCUGGUGGCCCCCCAAGUUACGAGACUGAGUGAUGAUGAGACAGACUUCUGGAAUAAGCUGAUAGAGCGCUACCUGAAACCAGUAACUGAUCCACAAAGCCAUCUAGAGCAAGUGGCAAGAGAACUGAAAUCCCUCCGGAACAAAGCAGUAUUUCUGUACUUCAUCGUGAAUGUCUUAUGGGUUGUGGCUACAUUUUUUCUUCAACUCAUUGGCAAUGACGUAAUUAGCAUCAAGAUUCCUAAAUAUUUGCCAAAUGGCAGUUUGUCUGAUGAACCUUUGAGGGUGGAACCUCUAAGUUUAAUGUUCCUGCUGUCUUUUGCUGUACUUCUAAUAAUCCAGUUUCUGGCUAUGCUUUACCACAGAGUGUACACCUUUAUCCAUGUGUUAGCCUAUAGAAGCACAGAGAAGAACUACCAAGAACAUGAUACAGAUGGGGAAACCUUGAUCUUAGAGAACGAACUUACAAGUGAGCUUGUGAUAACCAGUGAUGACCUGUGAUGAAGAUAUGAGCAAUUUGAGUAUAUAUACUUAUGACUGCACACUUGUAAUGAUAAUUUCAGGGUACAAGUUUUACUGUACUAAAAAUGCAAAUGAAAAUCCAGC